GAAUUAAUUUUUUAAUCAAUUUAUGAGUUACAUUUGCUAUUUAGCAUAUUUCAUAGAACUACUUUCAAGAAUAAUAAAUUUUUUCUUUUCUUUUAAUUAUUUUAAAAAUUAUAUUUGAAAUUUCUCAAUUUAGAAAGAUGGAAAUACAAGAUUCGCGCUGGAAAAAUAAGAUUAACGUUUUGGUUUCCCUGACAACGAAAGUAGAGUGGGGAAAACUCGUUUUAUUCGCGAAUAAAAUUUAGGCAACACUUAUCAAAAAAAGUGAUAAUAUUCAUAUUUACGUGUCACAUUUUUAUCAUAGUUAUAGUUUGUACAAAUGAUCAAAUAGUUAAUAUCUUAACAUUAUUUACAUCUUGUAGUUUGUAUGUAAUGUUAUAAAGAAUUAUAAACAUAUGCUUUCGUUUAAAAUACAAUAAUAUUACAUAUUCUAAUAGAAAAUAUGUAUAAAAAUAUUGUUAAAAAAUUUAAUUUAAAAAUAAAAAAUUUUUAUUCUAAAGUAAAUAUUUUUAAAAUAAUGGAACUUAAAUGUAAAGUACAAACAUAUGAUUGGGGAAAAUAUGGUAUUGAUAGUACUGUAGCAACAUUAAUGAAAUCUGCUGAUUCAGAUUUUAUAUUGGAUGAAAAAAAACCAUAUGCAGAGCUAUGGAUGGGUACACAUCCUAAUGGUCCUUCAUAUAUAAAAGAUUUAAAUAUAUCAUUAGAAAAAUAUAUAAAACAAAACAGUCAUGUAUUAGGAAAUGAUGUUCAAAAAAUAUUUGGUCAUCAGUUACCAUUUCUUUUUAAAGUCUUAUCUGUGAACAAAGCAUUAUCAAUUCAAACACAUCCAAAUAAGGAAAAAGCAAAGGAAUUGCAUCAGCAAUAUCCUACUAUUUACAAAGAUGCAAAUCAUAAACCUGAAAUUGCAAUAGCAUUAACACCUUUUGAAGCUCUUUGUGGUUUCCGUCCAAUUAGAGAGAUACAAGAGUUUCUAAAAAUUCUUCCAGAAUUAUGUGCUGUAAUAGGAGUAGAUAAAGUACUUAAAUUUAUGACAACAGAUGAAACAGACAAUACUAAAGCUUUGAAAACAUGUUUUCAUAGUCUAAUGACUUGUGAUUCUGGAUUAAUAGCAUUACAACUCAGAAAACUACUUGACAGAUUAUCUAAUUUGGAUGAAUCAUUAAGGCAAACUUUACAUGCUAGUUUAUUAGAAAGAUUAUAUUCAGAUUUCCCAGGAGAUGUAGGAUGUUUUGGUAUUUAUUUUUUUAAUUUCAUAAUAAUGCAGCCUGGAGAGGCUAUAUAUCUUGGACCAAAUGUACCACAUGCAUAUCUUUCUGGUGAUUGUAUAGAAUGCAUGGCAUGCUCUGAUAAUGUAGUACGUGCAGGAUUGACUUCUAAAUUAAAAGAUGUACCAACAUUAAUUGAAAUGUUAAGUUACAUUUGUGAACCAAUUUCUACAAAAAGAUUUCAACCUUCUCGUGAAGAUGAAUGUACAGAAGUAUUUCGUCCUCCUGUAAAAGAUUUUGCUGUUGCUAAAAUUACAAUUCCUCCUGGAAGAGCUUCAUAUAAUAUCAUUCCCAGAAAUACAGCUAGCAUUUUAAUUAUCAUAAAUGGAAAAGGUGAAAUCUUUGGAAAAGGUGAACCAUCAAAAAUUCUUUAUCGAGGUUCCGUUAUAUUUAUUCCAGCAAAUGAUAAAAUUGGAAUUAAAGUUUUAUGUGGAUGUCAUCCUAUGUUGAUGUUUCAAGCUUUUGUAAAUGUUUAAAAAAACUGAAUACUUAAAAAAAAAAGUGAUGAGACGAUUUGCACGCACAAAGUAUUAUUGCACUUUUGAAAUGCUUAGAAUUUUAAUCUAAAAUUGUUGAUCUUAAAAUUUUAUCAAUAGUUAUGAAUAAUUGAGAGUUUAUUAUAUAUUAUAUUAUCAAUAUCAUUCUUUUUAAUAGAUAUAUGAUUUUCAUAGUAAAAUAUUUCACAAUUAAUAGAAUUAUAUUAAUAUCAUAUCAAUAAUAGUUAAUAGAAUUGAUAUCUGAGUAUAAAGUUUUCAUUAAGUCACAAAUGCAUAAAUAAGAAACAUUCCUUUUAAUUUUAUAUUGAAAGCAUUUAUCUUUUACAAUUCCUGCCAUAUUAUGUAUUAUAACAUUUUAACAUAUAAAUAUUUCUUUUAAUUAAUUAUUUUUAUGAAUUAUGAAAAUUAUUUCAUCUUCUUUGAAUAAAAAAGAAAUAUACUUAUGCAAUUAUAUACUUAAAUAUUUCUUAUUUUGAAAUAUAUAUUUUUAUAUUUAUGUCAUUUACAAUAAUAUUUAUUCCAAAAACAGAAAAUAUAUAAUCAUAUAUAAUCAACUCUAGUCAGUUAUGUUAACUAAUUUUCUUAUGUUUAUUAUAAAUAUACAGAAGAAAGAUUAUAUACAUAUACAGACACAUUUUAUGAAAUAUAGAUUCCUCGAUUUAUUGUACAAUUUAAAAUAUGCAUAUAUAUAUUUAUAAAAAAAUAUAUUUGUUUGUAUUUAUUAUAAAUUAAAUGUCAACAUUGAACCAUAUUAUUUUUUCAAUAUUUUAAUAUAUGUAUACAAUAUGUUAUUUUUUAUGUACAAUUUUAGAAAUAUUUAUAAAUCUUGUAACUAUAUAUUUAAGUAAUACAAUGCUUUUUUUUUAUAUAAAAUAUAAAUAUAUGCUUUACAAAUUUACAAUUUUCUCUUAUAAUUAUAUUAUAAUAAAAAAAAGUAUUGUAAUAUUUAUAAUUGAGAAGAUUGUAUAUAUUCAAUCAUUUACAUUAAAAAAAAUAAAGAAACAUUUUAUUUAAUCUUAAAAA
This is a messenger RNA of Apis cerana (Asiatic honeybee), 2782 nucleotides long. It is a transcript of the gene Mpi, whose product is annotated as mannose phosphate isomerase. Gene Ontology annotation, cellular component: cytosol. Gene Ontology annotation, biological process: carbohydrate metabolic process; GDP-mannose biosynthetic process. Lineage: Eukaryota; Metazoa; Arthropoda; Insecta; Hymenoptera; Apidae. The record is from RefSeq and is a predicted model, not a curated record. Gene Ontology annotation, molecular function: zinc ion binding; mannose-6-phosphate isomerase activity.